AUGGAUGUUAUCUGGACUCUGGUGGUGUGUGUGGGAGUUGUGUUUCCUGCUGUGCCUGUUUCGACUCAGGAUUCAUCCAGGACAUUGUUUCUGAUCUCAGUUCCAGAGGUGUUGCAUGCUGGGACACCCACUCCGCUGGCUGUCACCAUCCUUGCUGACUUCCCUUGCAGGGUGAUGGCUGAAGUGACGUAUGGCAACACCAUAGUUUCCCGAACAGAGGACUUCCAAGGAGGUUUGACCAGGGUCCUCACACUCCCUCCUAUUCUUGCAUCUACAACCCAGAAUUCCCUCUUAAACUUGACGGUGAGGGGCUACAGAGAUGACGAUGUCAUUUUCACCAACAACACCACCCUCAGCUUCAGCCCCAGAAAUGUCUACACCUUCAUUCAAACCGACAGAUCACGCUACCAACCGGGCGACACCGUCAAAGUCAGAGUUGUGUCUGUGCAGGUGGAUAACCAUCCGUACAAAGGCAGAGUGGAUAUCUCUAUACAGGAUCCCAGUGGGGACGUUGUCGACAGGGGGGAGUCCCCAGGGAAUCUGGGGAUUGUGUUGCGGGAAUUCAGUUUGUCCCAGACGCCUCCUCUUGGACAGUGGGCGAUCACAAUCACAGUGAACGGUGUGACUGAUGAGAAAACAUUCACUGUGGAGCAUUACGAGCGUCCUCACUUUGAAGUGCUCUUCAAGACACCUUCCCAGGUCCUCUUAGGAGAUGACAUCUCAGGAUCAGUGAGAGCACUUUACCCCAGUGGGCGACCUGUACAGGGAACACUGGUUGUCUCUCUGGCUUCUGAUGUGCAGAAUGCAGCCUCUCCAUUCAUGCUAACACAAACUAAAGAGAUCUAUGGCUCAUCACAGUUUGUCUUCAGCAAAGAUCUGCUUCAAGUAAUUGGCAGCCGUGUCCAUGUUGCCGCCUACGUUACUGACGACCUUACAGGAAUUAAAGUGAACAAAACCGUUGAAGUCCACGUCAUGACGAAGACGUUCCAGUUAACGUUUGAUGAUGUUCCAGCUACACUGAAGCCAUCUUUACACUUCUCUACAAAACUAAGGAUCUCCAGAUAUGACAGAAAGCCACUCAGCUCACAGGAUCUAACGCACUCGGCUGUGAUCAAAGUCAAUCAGAUAACACCCAAAAAAGAUGCUGAACAAACAACUCGGAUACUUCCGGUGCCCGCGGACGGGAACAUCCACAUCCAGUUUGAAUUACAGGAUCAAGUAGUGAUGCUUCUUAUUUGGGGAAUAUUCCAAUCCAGUGUGGAGCAUAUCGCUGUCACCAACAACUACCCCUCUCCUAGUGGCUCAUACAUUCAGAUCUCCCCGGUCGACUCCUCACCUGCACAGGUUGGAUUGCCUCUUCAGAUAGAUGUGAAGAGCACUUUUAAUCCAACUACUCUUCACUUUGUGGUGAGCUCAAGAGGUCAAGUGGUGGCCGCUGGGACAAAGAAUUCCUCCUCUUUUUCUCUAACCCCAACACUGUCCUGGUCCCCCGACGCCUACGUCACUGUCUACUGCGUCCUCUCUGACGGAGAGGUCACCAGCGACACAGCGCAUAUCCCCAUCAACAACUAUGUAUCUCUUAGCUGGAGCAGGAACAAAGCCCAGCCAGGUGAGAAGGUGUCGCUCACCGUGACUGCUCUCCAACCGACAUCCCAGUUAGGGAUCGUGGUAAUGGGGGCGCAUGAUGACGCACCGCAGGCUGACCUCGACUUAAAAGUGGAGCCGGAAUGUAAUAUUAGAACGCUGACUAAUGCCAGGCUAUAUAAGAAAAAGCAGCCUGAUGGACCUAAACAUGAAGAAGAUGCCCUAAUAGUCAAGAGGUUCUGGAGCCGUUGGCUGAAUGCCAGUGAAUCCUUGCUGUGGUUCGACGCUCCUGUCAGUGAUCAAACAUGGACAAGUGGGAAAAUAACCGUGCCAGAUGGUGUCACGUCUUUGAGAGCUGUAGCACUGGUGAUGUCAGACAACAUGGGUUUGGGCUUCACUCCUGUGCCACACAGGUUGACCGUGUCCAAAGAUUUUUCCUUGUCUCUGGAUGUGCCAUCAUACCUCAUAAGAGGAGAGGAAAUUGUGCUGGAGGUGAACAUCAUCAACCAUUUAGAGCACGACAUAGAGGUCUUGCUGCUGUUAGCAAAGAGUGAUGCCUUCGAGUUUGUUUUGGCAGACAAAGGAGAUGUCUCGGUGGUAAAUGCCCAGAAACUCACUUUAGGGAGUCAUGUAUCUGCUUCAGCGCUGUUCCCUAUAAGGCCUGUGGCUCUGGGCGAGAUGGAAAUAUCUGUGGACGCAGUAUCCGCGGAGGCCUCAGACAGCCUUGUUUGGAAAGUGCUUGUGAAGCCUGAGGGAGUUGAACAGUUCUUCUCAGAGACUCUGUUCCUGGAGAUGGAACCAUUGAAAUACAACAAUUCCAGAUCCAUCUCCUUCUCCUUUCCACCAGAUGUAGUACCGGGCAGCCACAGGGCUCAUGUGGCCUUGGUUGGUGAUAUCUUGGCUUUGUCCAUCAACAACUUGGACUUGCUGCUUCAGAUGCCUCUUGGUUGUGGGGAGCAGAACAUGAUCCACUUUGCUCCAAGUAUUUAUGUCCUCCAGUACCUGGACAAGUUAAUCCAGGACAAUCUAGAGAUCCGGAGCAGGGCUCUGGACUACAUGGUGGAAGGAUAUCAGAGACAACUAUCCUUCCAACGAGAUGACGGUUCAUUCAGUGCUUUCGGAGCCAGCGACACCUCCGGUAGCACAUGGUUAACAGCCUUCGUGCUGAGGUGCGUCCUCCAGGCGCAGCCCUACAUGCAGGUAGACCAGAGUGUCCUGACCGGAGCCCUCACCUGGCUCUUGAAACACCAGGGGCCCCAGGGAGAGUUCAGUGAGGUGGGCAAGUUGAUCCACACGGAGAUGCAGGGAGGACUGGAUAAUGGUCAAGUGGCACUCACUGCCUAUGUACUGAUCGCACUGCUUGAGGACGAGAACUACACGGACAUGUACCCAGGGAAUGUGUCGCUGGCCCAGAAGUAUCUGGAGAACAAAUGGUCCAGUGGAGUGGUCAGUAACUACAGCCUGUGUCUGGUGGCCUAUGCUUUAGCUCUGGCCAACAGCCCUGUGGCCGGCACGGCCCUGGAUGAGCUCAGCAGGAGAGCCGACUACAGAGAUGGAGUCAUGAUCUGGACAUCCUCAGCAGGACUGGAGUCACAUGACGGGCAGCCGCGCUCAGCACAGAUCGAGAUGACCUCUUACGUGCUGCUCGCUCUUUAUAGGCGCGGCAGCUUGGUGGAGGGCAUUGAACUCUUGAAAUGGUUAAGCAAGCAGAGAAACCAUCUAGGAGGCUACGGGACAACACAGGACACAAUAGUUGCCCUCCAGGCUCUGGCUUUUUACGCUGCCUUCAGUGGUGGCAACGCCAUCGACCUCCGGCUCAACAUAUCUGCUCCAGCGUCUCAGUUUGCGUCACUAUUUAGCAUCAACUCCUCCACCUAUCUGACGUAUCAGAGCCAAGAGAUUAAUGCUGACAAAGAUCUAAACCUAAAUAUAUACAUGGAAGGAAGAGGAUUUGCAAUAUUUCAGAUGAAUAUAUUUUACAACCUGGAGAGCAAAGCUUUAUCACAGAGCCUCCAGCACGCCAAUGAUGAGGAGGCGUUCGCAUUAGAUGUUGAUGUCACUGAGGAAAGAGACUACAAUCACAUGCUAUUAUCUAUAUGUACAAGAUUAAAGAACAGCCAGGUGAUAUCUCACACGGGCAUGGUGAUAUUGGAUGUGGGCAUGCUCAGUGGUUUCAGUCUGUCGCCUGGAGCUGCUUUCCCAACAGAUCUCAUCAGGAAGGUGGACAUACUGCCAGAGAAAGUCAGCCUCUAUCUAGAUUCACUGAACAAGUCAGAGGUUUGCAUCACACUUCGAGUCAUCAGAGACUACAAAGUGGCCCACGUACAGGAUGCUAUGGUGCAGGUUUACGACUACUACGAACCUACGAGAAAAGCAUCACAAACAUACAACUCAGCUCCUCUGCACAACAUGAACUCCUGCUUCUUCUGUGGGGAAAGCUGUGAGCGCUGUAGGCCAGGAGUCACCAUCAUGACGUCCUCCAGCAUUGUAUCUCGCUCCAUAAGCACCGCCACCUACAGCUUAGUUUGCCUCUUUCUUGGAGUCGCUACUUUUUUUAUUUGAGUCUAAUUAGACUGAAUUGUAGAUAAGAUAUACUUAGAGGUAAUGAUGUCCUUUUAGCACGUUCACACAUUGAUAUGCACUCGAUGCAAUUUCAAAGUUGUUGUUUGAAUACAAAUGAUUUCUUCUUGACAAGUGAUUGUAAUGUUUAGAGGCCUGUUUGCAUGCUGCUCUUAUGAUGAGUCCACGUGCCUUCUACUGUUUAUGAUGCGUUUUGUUGUGUAUUACUUUUUGAAAGAAUGUGAAUGAGAAAUGACUAUUUGGAAACGGAUCAGUCACAUUUCAUUUAUGUAUUUUUGGUUUAAUACAAAACAAUAUAUUAAUAUUGAAGAAUUAAUCUACUUAGAUUAUUCUCCAUAUGAUUCCAUGUGUUGACAUUUGAUAAAGAACUCAUGUAUAGUUGGCAGCAGAACAAAUAAAAACAAGUUAAUUCUCCGUGUGUCCUGUUGUCGCCACUUUGGCAGUAAAUGCAGACAUGUUAAGCUGCCUGAAGAAGUAUAAAGGAUAAAAUAAGAUUUAUUCUACAGCCUUAGCGUACUUUAAGGGUUUAAUAAGUUUUAUUCGUGUUGAUAUAUAACGGUCCUGCUUAAGUCCGGGUGCAAAUAUGGCACCAAGGACAAAAAAAUGCCUUUUGAGAUCAUUUGUAGUGAGAUAAAGUACUCGACCCCUCUGCCACGUCACAAAACUCUGAGCCAAAGGAAUGCAGGCUGACCUGCGCAGAGAACUCACACAUGUAAGUCAUCUCAAGACAGUAAUCAGGUUUGACUUUGCUGACGUAUCAUGAAAUAUGAAUGUUAUUUCUAGGAUUUCAGCCUACUGUGUUCAGUCUCAUUUUGUACACCAUAAACAUCUCAAAGUAGCAAUAACCAGAAAAUAAUAUCUAAGUCUCCUCCAGUGAUGGGAGCUUCGUUCUGUGGCUAGACCUGACCUUUGACCUCACUGUACCUUUUUUUCUUCUUCUUUUUGUUAAUAAAUAUGGCAUUUUGA
Molecule: messenger RNA, 5130 nt
Organism: Cottoperca gobio
Lineage: Eukaryota; Metazoa; Chordata; Actinopteri; Perciformes; Bovichtidae
Product: CD109 antigen-like
Exons: 32
Coding region: 1-4146 (1381 amino acids)
Cellular component (GO): extracellular region
Molecular function (GO): endopeptidase inhibitor activity
Source: RefSeq, a predicted model, not a curated record